Molecule: messenger RNA, 6219 nt
Organism: Epinephelus moara (kelp grouper)
Lineage: Eukaryota; Metazoa; Chordata; Actinopteri; Perciformes; Serranidae
Product: TRPM8 channel-associated factor homolog
Exons: 12
Coding region: 1826-4582 (918 amino acids)
Source: RefSeq, a predicted model, not a curated record
UAAAACAGAGGGACAGAGAAUUGCAGACACUGGAGUUGCAGCACACUGGGAAAGAAAUACAGUUAAAGUUUGUGGUUACACUGGGAUGCACACUGAGGUUUGAUAAGGGAGAGACAAAGAGAGAGUGUAGACAACAAGACUGUCACAGCCUCUGCUGCAGCCUCCUCUCCCUCCUAGCCAGGAGCUUCCCUCCUCCCCUCUCUCGCCCUGAUUACUGAAGUGUUGUCUGGUGCGCAGGAGUCACCGCAGCUGCUCAUCAUCUUCAAUCAAGUCAGCUUCAAAUACCAGGCUCCUACUCCAGCACGCUGCCAGAUCCUAGACUCUGUUAAGUAGUCAGUCACGUUCCAGCCACCUUGCUUUAUCUUGGUCUGACUCCUGCCUCCUGCUCCACUCCUUCUCCACCUGGUAAUCCACUGCCAUCACAUCAGCUCUUCCCCUGCAUGGACACUCCUGCUAAAAAAGAAACCACCUGGACCCCAUCUGCUUCUCUUCACCUCCCUGCUCUGGACCCUCUCGGCCAGCUCCCCUGCUUCACUCCCCACCUCAGACUUUGCCUCCCAGUACUCCUCCACUCAUUUUAUUACCAAUAAAUCACCUAGAUCCUGCUCCCAGUCUGUGUUUUGUCUGCUUUUGGGUUCCCUUGCCUUGUCAAAUAACAAAGAUGAGAUGUAGUGUGCCCUGUGGUGGCUGAUUUUUUUUUCCAAUUAUACAGGAAAAUAAUGGAAUCUGUGUUUAUAAGUAACAAGGCAAUAUGUGGAUACAGCCUCAGUCUUGAGCAGACACUCCCAUAUAUGCAUGACUCCUCUCUACCUACCUCCCUCCAUACAAUGUGUAUUUCCACUGCAGGUUUGGUCUUAAAUUUCAUAUAAGGUGGUAUUAAAAAGGUCUUAAUACGUCUUCAGUUAAACUUGGUUAUAUCUAUACACACCCUGAUGUUGUCACUGUCUCCUCCACUUCCUUGUGCAUGUGUGUUGUAUUCAGUUCGGACUAGUUCCUUCUAUGCACAUAAGUUUGUCUAACUAGGAAGAAAUACCUCUUUGUUCUCUUUUCCUGUUAUUAUACUGUCUAGUGAUAUAAAAAUGUUAAAUGUUUUGAUAAGUAUAUUGUGUUCUGUAUGAGAGGAUGGCAAUGUUUUGUAACUCAUGUUGGCAGCUUUUUGUGGAGAAGUAUACUUUGGUUUGUUCAUUUUAGAGGCACCGUUGAAGUUGCAUAGGCUGCAUGUUGCAUUUACAUUGGUUCAUUACUUUCACAACAUGUUAAUUGUCUAAAAAUUAAAGACACAGACAGCAGUGUUCACAAGAAACAAAAGAUGAUGCUCUUGAACUCUCAUUUAAUUAAUUGACAAAUGGUUUUAAUAGUCAUAUGUCUAUUUAAGUAACAAAAACACAGAUGAGCUCCUUGGUUUAUUUUACAGCCACAAUGUUGUGUUGUGCCCUCACAAAUAUUGACACACCAACUGGAUAGGCAGGUUUUUUUAUAGAGUCUUAUUCAGGGUGUAUCUCUUUCCAAAACCACAUGUGUAACCAGUGAAACAUUCACACGCUGUGAAUGUUGACAGACAGGUGUUGUCAUCCCGUCUUAAGGCUACAUGAUUGAUGUCUGAUCUUGGCCUUCAUUAGAAGCCCAGCACUGGGUUGUGCUCUGUGAAGUCCGUCCUCCUAUUGUGAUUUCCCCUGAAGUACUCAAACCUGUUCUCACCCUCAUUUAUAUUCCCACGCCGCUCUUGUCAGAUAGUGUCCUUGGUGGAUUGCAUGUCUGGAAAGCUGUUGUCUAAAAAUACGAGCAGAAGGACAAUUUGACUUUCAGAGCAUCGAUCCUUCUCACCAUGGCCAACAAGCCCAUUGGAAAUCCUCACGAAGAGGCCUACAUCGCCCUGAUGAGAGGCUUGAAAGAGCUGGACCUCCGUAACCCCUGUGAACCCAGUGACCUAGUGCUGAUUGGAGACCAUGCCUUUCCUUUAGCAAUGAACAGCCAAGGCCAGGUCCUGAUGGCCGCCUCUCUGUACGGCCGUGGACGGAUUGUGGUCAUGGGUCAUGAGGGCUACAUGACCACCUUUCCUGAUCUGUUAGAGAACGCUCUGACCUGGCUGAGAGGAGAUGGAUCCAACAAUAUGUCUGUUGGAACCAGCCAAAAAGUCAAGGCAGUCGCUGAUAACCUCAGCAAGUCCAGCUAUGAAGCCAAAGUUGUGGGAUCCUUCAGUGACAAACUGGGGCUUGGUGUGUAUGUGACAGAUGCCUACAGCGUUGGUCCACACGCGAAGGAGCUGGUGGCAUUUAUGAAAGCUGGAGGAGGAGUGCUGAUUGGGGGGCAGGCAUGGAGCUGGGCUGCAGGUCAUCCUAAGGAGAACACGCUGCUGAUGUUUGUGGGGAAUAAGGUUUCUGGUGUGGCAGGGAUCUACUUCUCUGAGCACAGAGGUGUGAAGGAGUGCCUGCCUGUCUACCCUUCGAUCCCAUCUUCCUGGAUGGCUGUAGUGAUUGGAAAGGAUUUUGAGGAUGACUUGGAGUUCUUACUUCAGGGAGUUAAAGAAUUUGACAUCCAGGGUCGUUCAAUAGCCUCCGAAGUCUUGGUCCAUGGUACACUAGCCUUCCCCAUUGGUACCAAUGAGAGUGGACAGGCGUUCAUGGCAGGAGCUUACUAUGGGCAGGGACGGGUUAUUAUCACCACUCAUGCAGGAUUUAUCGGACGUGAGUCACUGGCGCCAUUUUGGAAAAAUGCCAUUCACUGGCUGGAUGAAGGCCGGCAGGGGGUUGUUGGUGUGCAAGCAAAAAUUCCCCUCAACAAUCUCAGCAAGUCGGGGUUGCAGUGUGAGACGACAAGCCUCAGGAAAGACCUGAGUGUGUAUGUGUGUUUCGCGAACAGCGACAAACAAGCAGAGGAGAUCCUAGAGUUCGUGGCAGAGGGAGGAGGCCUGCUGAUUGGUGGACAUGCCUGGCACUGGGCUCAGUGUAACCGUGGGCAAAAUGUAUUAACAGAAUUUCCAGGAAACAAGAUCCUGAACCCAAUGGGCUUGAGCCUGUUGGGUGCAAUGAUCAAAGGAGGGACCUACAAGGCCCCUGUGCCAAGCCAGGCCAUCAAAGACAACUACUGCUUCCGCCACCUUCUACACCGCUUUGCCUGUCAUGUGACCCAGGGGGAGAAACUCAGCAAACAGGAAGAGGAAAACCUUAAAAAGCUGGGCUUUGACUGUGCCACCUACUUGACAAUGGAGGCUCAUGACUGCCCCUUCUAUAAACAGGUUGUGGCCUCCCUCACUGACAUCUUGACUAAGUCAGGCAUGCCACAGGUGUGUGACAAGUGUCCCGUGAAGAAUCCCAAAGACCACAUGCUCCUCACUCUGGGGCCAGCGGUGUAUAAGGCUUGCCCAGAUCCUGAUGCCCUCCUGCCCUACCUCAUCAAGCAAAACCCCAUGAUGCCAGUUGUCUACAACCACAAGAUCAAGAUAGAUGCUGACACAGCAGGAUGGGAGGAGUGGUUCAGUACAGGUCUCUACCUCUCUCCUGGUAUGAAGACCUACAUGGCCCUGCCAGCGGAGAUCGUCAACAAGGACUGGAAGAUCCAGAUAGGCUGUCAAACAGACUAUCUCAAAUCUCCAGUGCUGAAGAGAGCACCGUGUGUUCAUGAGCGAUUCCCAGUAACCUCAGAGAUGAUGCAGGUGUGGAACCUGUGGGGGGGACUCAUCUACCUGGUGGCUCCACCCAAAACAAAACUGGAUGGGGUAGAGAUCACAGUGCAGAUGGCUGUACCUGCGCCAUAUUAUAAAUCUGGCGUGACGACACCUGCCGAUUGGUCAGUGCUGCGCACAGCUCCUGCACCCUGGGCAGAGCUGGAGAUGGAAAACAUCAUCCUAACAGUCCCAUCAGAUGUUGUUCGGAACCUGGAUCGCCCUGAUGAGGUGGCAGCGCUUUGGGAUGACAUCAUGAGGACCAUGGCUGACCUGGCUGUUAUACCACACAAAUUUCCUCGCAAAGAACGCUUUGUAGCAGAUGUGCAGAUUUCCCAUGGUUUCAUGCAUGCAGGUUAUCCUGUCAUGGCAUACAAAGGCACAGCAUCUGUGCUGGUCAACCCUGAGUACAUUAGGACUAAAGGCAUGUGGGGGCCCAUCCAUGAACUGGGACACAACCAACAGAGAGCCUGCUGGGAGUUCCGACCACAUACCACUGAGUGUACAUGCAACCUGUGGUCAGUGUACGUGCACGAGGAGCUGUUUGGUAUCAACAGAGCAAAGGCUCAUGGAGCUAUGAUUGCAGAAAAUCGAAACAACCGAGCAGAGCAGUACGCCAAGGGCGGCAAGAACCUCAAAGACUGGAGCAUGUGGGUGGCCCUGGAGACAUACAUGCAGCUCCAGGAUAAGUUUGGCUGGGAUGCCUUUAAGAAGGUGUUUGCUGCCUACCACAAGAUGAGUACCUUUCCGAAGGACAACAAAGGGAAGAUGAACCUGUACGCUGAGACUUUCUCCCAGACUGUGGGGAUGAACCUGUGUGGAUUCUUCAAGUCCUGGGGCUGGCCCAUUGAAACAGCCACUGAGGAGAAACUCUCCAACCUGCCUCCCUGGAGCGACCACCCCAUGGUCCAGUAUGACUGAACUACUUCAGACUGCUGCAAUUCAAAAGUGUAGAGGCAUGGGUUCAAUGAUAUGGAGCCCUAAAAGUCCUAAAAGGUGAUUUUAUUUUUAUUUUGUGCACACAAGAUGAUGAACUAUGGUGCACAAGUUAAUUAUCUUGUACAAAUAACUUAUCAUCUUAUGAGCACAAGAUUAAAAAAAUCACUUUACGGGACUCUGUAAUCUUCACAUUGAGUAUUUAGUGGGUGGUAGAUUCAACUGACUUUGUUUCCUUUAGUUGCUGUUGUAUUUUUUUUUGUUUCAAAAAGAAACAGGGGAUACAUAGAUGACUAUACUACUUUUAGUGUGCAGGAUUUAGGGGGAUAUAUUGGCAGAAUGGAACAUCAUAUUCAUAAUUAUAUUUAUAUAUAUUUUUAUUAUUUUAAACUGAGAACUGUUGUGUUUUUGUGACCUUAGAAUAAUAUGUAUCUACAUACAGGGUCCUCUUCCACUGAGUUUGCCCUGUCUUUUCUACAAUAGCCCAAAACAGACAAUCCACACUGUGGCUUUGUCUGACUGAAGAGAAUGUGUAUAUCGCAGAAAGAGGACUUCACAACAACUGACAUUAGUUUUUGGAAUAAUGAGCUGUUAGAGAAACAAGCUUUCAGUCCAAUGGGACAUGUUUGAGAUUAUGGGGAUUUGAAAUUGUGGGCCAUCGGAACAACAGCAUGGCACCGCUAUUGUUUACUGUGGGCAAAGAAUGUACGUGUAAAACAAAAACCCAGAGGCCAUGUAUCAGACACAAUUAUUGUCAGGUUUAAACUGAAACUGUACACUUGCUUUACUCCAUCAUGCAAAAUUAGUCAUGCAGCAAGAUGUUUGGAAGAUUUUUAACUUUACAGGAAGCAUCUUCCAGUUGAAAGCUUCCUGUUCGGGUCAUAUCAGCUCUCAUGCUUUUACAGAUGUGUGGAUGAUUCAUGUGAUACAUUUAUGGUAAGUGACUCAGGCUGUGGGGGAUGCACAUUGAGGUUUGAUAAGGGAGAGACAACGAGAGAGUGUAAGACAACAAGAUGAGGUGUGGUGUGUCCCGUGGUGGCUGAUUCUUUCCAAUUAUUCAAGAAAAUAAUAGAAUUUGUAUUGUGAGUAACAAGGCAAUGUGUGGAUACAGCCUCAGUCUGUCCUGAGCAGACACUCACAUAUGUGCAGGACUCUCCUCUCUGUAUUUGAAAUUUGUGUGGGAAGAACCACAAUUUGAGGACUAUGGCUGUGUGUGGUGUGUAUUUGUGUUUGUUAAUUAUGAAUUAUAUUUUAAACUAAAGUAAAUAUGUUACAAAGACAUUAUACAUGCAAAAAAAUACUCCUAUCUAUCUCUCUAUCUAUCAGUACAGUCACUGAAUACAAUGAAUAAAACUAAACACUUUUGCCAUUAACGAUUAUCUGUCAAGAUGUCAACACUGUAGAAAAUUAUUGGGUGUUUUUUCGUUCCUUUUUCUUUCUUUUUCAUUACGUGUCCCUCCAUUAUGUUUAUUGGCGCUGAGUAAGACCAUGUAUGCCCCCUAUUUUUACUUUAGAAAUGUGCUUUAUUAUACUUUCACUUUCACUAUGAGCUGUGUUAGAGGUUGUGCGAAGUUGCUGCUCGAAAACUCAACAUUUCCAUAUUGUGAUGUUUCACAAUAAAA